This is a messenger RNA of Acaulospora colombiana, 1146 nucleotides long. NCBI's taxonomy places the organism in Eukaryota, Fungi, Glomeromycota, Glomeromycetes, Diversisporales, Acaulosporaceae. The record is from the annotation of a GenBank genome assembly.
GGAAAAGAUGACGGUGACCGAUUGUUUGACGGCGUUGAUCAACUCGGGUGGCAAGUCGGACGCGUAUUGGUGGAGCGUCUUGACGAGUUGGUUGUUGAAUACCGUUCCGGCGAUGGCGAUACCCACCACACCACCGAGCAACUGGAGGAACGUGAGGAGGGACGAAGCUUGUGGGAUGAGUGCGGGUUCGUCCGCGUAUUCCGCUUGGAUAGCCAUAACAGGGAGUUGGAACGCGACACCAAGACCGGCACCGAAAAUGAUUUGGUACCCGAUCAACCGUGCCGAACUGGUAUACUCGUCAAUGGUGAAGAGCAGACCGGCACCGACGGCACCGACGAUAGGACCGACGAUGAGCAUGCCCCAAUAGUGGCCGGUAAAGUUGACGAAUGCGCCAGAGGAGAAGGAGGCGAUGACGGCGGACAACAUGAAGGGGAUAAUGUCGAUUCCGGAUUGGGAGGCGGUACGGCCUUUGGCUUGGUAGAAAAAGGGGAGGUAGUAGGUAGCCGCGAGGAAGGAGAUCAUCAUGAGGAACAUGGCAGCCCCAGCUCCGACUUGAGUGCGUCGUUUGAACAAGAAGAGGGGGAGCAUGGCACGGUCACCCUUGAAAAAUUCCCAAGCGACGAAAAUGAUGAGCAACACGCCAAACACGCAAAAGAGCGCAAUGACGACUUUAUCGUUCCAAGGACGGGUGACGCCACCCCAUUGGAGGGGCAAGAGCAAGCAGGUGAUCAUACCGACCGAGAUGACGGCCCCGAUCCAGUCCAUGGCGAGCCACUUUUGGAGGGUCGACAUGUUUUCGUACAAUUUGGAUUCGGGGGGCGAGUUGGCGGGGACGAAAAAGAUGACGGCGGCGACGGAAAUGGCACCGAAUGGAAGGUUGAUGUAAAAGCACCAACGCCAGCCAAAGAGGAGAGGGCGUUGUUCGAGUUUGGUGAUUUGGGCGAGGAUGGUGAGGAUGGAGAUGAAUAUUCCAGAAGCACCGACGCCUUGGAACGCGCGACCGAAAAUGAGCACGUUCAUCGAGGGUGCGACGCCGCAAAUGAGAGAUCCGAUUUCAAAGAGGACGAUGCAGACGAGAUAGACCCAUUUCGAGGGGGCGAUGGUGAGGAUUUGACCGAAUGUGAGCAUCAACCCGGCUUGGGUUAA